Dovyalis caffra is the source of this 1353-nucleotide messenger RNA. The record is from the annotation of a GenBank genome assembly. NCBI's taxonomy places the organism in Eukaryota, Viridiplantae, Streptophyta, Magnoliopsida, Malpighiales, Salicaceae.
AUGCAGAGGGAAAGGCAAGGUAGAGAUGAUUUCUUUGCCAUGGGUGAUCCCUUUGGUAAUUUCCGGGGCUUUGGUAUGAUGCCGAGCCUAUUUGGAGGGAGGGAUCCAUUCGAUGACCCAUUCUUCACUCGCCCAUUCGGUAGCAUGUUUGAGUCUAGCAGGUUCAAUCCUCCAAGUGCUACUAGCAGGGAGGAAUUGCAGACCGAUAGAGCGAAGGCAUUAGUUAUAGAAGAAUUAGCAUCUGAUGAUGAGGGUGAAAAAGAAGAUGAUCAAACUGGAGAAGAGAAGAGUGACCAUCAAAAGCACAUUGGUUCAAGCCAAGAGCCAACUGUUGAGCAUCCUGAUGAUUAUCCUGAUGAGAGGGAAAACAACGCUGUGAAUUAUAGGAGUGAUUUUAAAAGGACCGAAGGAACAAAGCCACAGAUCCGCAGUUCCAGUUUUCAGACUUGCAAAGUUACAUAUGGGGGUAUAGAUGGAGCAUAUUAUACUUCCACUAGGAACAGAAGGACGGGCAGUGAUGGAGUGGUGAUUGAGGAGAGCAAAGAAGCAGAUAAAACAACUGGUCAAGCAACCCAUAGGAUUUCGAGAGGAAUAAAUGAUAAGGGCCAUUCUGUCGCAAGGAAGCUUAAUCAGGAUGGCAAGGUGGAUACAAAGCAAACUUUACACAACUUGAAUGAAGGAAGGCUAAUGUUGUUAGAUUUUCCAGAUGACCUUACUGGUUUUGAAGAAGCAUGGAAGGGUAAAGGACAGUUGCCAGCUGGCUGGAGUGAUCAUUUUGAUAUGUAUGGCACUAGAGCCCUGAGGAUUCCAAAUUGCCUGUCCUGUCAAUUAUCACGAGAGUCAAAAUUAGGAACAUUUCAUAUUGAAGCUGGAAUGAACGAUGAGAAACUUUUCACAAAAUUAGCAUGCUCUAGAGGCUGUGAUCAGAAGGGCGUAGGAGCCUGGGGAGGUUGGGCUCUUCCAUCCACAAGGCAAGCCUGGAGUGCUGGAGGAAUGGGAUCAGAAUCCAAGCCCGGCACUAAUGCUUCUGGAGGAAGAGCCAAAAAUGUCGCUAAUUUCCAAGCAGUAGUUUCUGCUGUUGAAGACAAUUAUAACAUUGUAUUGGGGGACAUGAAAUUAAUUUGGUUAGAUCCAAAAGAUUUGAUACCCAAGGAGCAUGGAUUCACAGAAUCGAAACUCAAGAACAAUGCUAAUCUAUCUUCAGGAAACCCCAGGAUCCUUUCUAGAUCUGUGUUGGUUGUUGGGGACCUUCGGGCAAGAGGGCAUCCGUCCGCUUACCUUAUUUUAUUGGUUGUUAUACGGAUCCAUAAAACUAAGACCUCUGGCAUUAUUCCCUGCCCUCCUGAUCAAUAG